Paramecium pentaurelia is the source of this 570-nucleotide messenger RNA. NCBI's taxonomy places the organism in Eukaryota, Ciliophora, Oligohymenophorea, Peniculida, Parameciidae. The record is from the annotation of a GenBank genome assembly.
AUGUAAAAAGAAUCAGAAGAAGAGCAUUAAUUAUAAAAUUAAAAUCCUAUUUAAGAAUCACAAUAAAAAUCAAAGACUAAAUUUAAUAUAACAUGCUCUUUAUUAAUACUAUUCAACCUUAUUAUAGGAUUCUAUUUUGUGAAAUAUUCAAGGAAUGGUAUUUAUUUUUGAUUUUGUUUACAGAAUACAAUGAGGUUUGCUUUUAUUUAGGAGGGUUUUCAUACUAUCAUGGAAUUGUAUUAAUACUAUUAGGACUCUAUAUUUUAUUAAUAAUAUGUCCAUGUGAAUGUUAUCCUUGUAUAAACAAAGAAUAUUCUAGUAAUAUGUUUGGAGUUAUUUUAAGUGUUGAAUUUACUUAAUAAGCAAUAUUUUUGACUGCUUUGACAGUAUUCAAAUUAUUUAAUUUUUAAGAUUGUUUAUUUUUACUAAGAACCUUGUGGAUCACUUGUUAAAUUUGUAUUGAUUUAUUUAAUAAUAAAUUUAUCAUUAGUAUUCUUUAGUAUAAGUGUCAUAUUAUGGAUAGCUUUCCAUACUGAUGAAUUUAAUAUUAUUAAAACAUUAACUGAGUGA